Messenger RNA from Acipenser ruthenus (sterlet), 3134 nucleotides. Its product is annotated as charged multivesicular body protein 4c-like. The coding region runs from base 160 to 822 and encodes 220 amino acids. Gene Ontology annotation, cellular component: cytoplasmic side of plasma membrane; ESCRT III complex; multivesicular body. The record is from RefSeq and is a predicted model, not a curated record. Gene Ontology annotation, biological process: late endosome to vacuole transport via multivesicular body sorting pathway; vesicle budding from membrane. NCBI's taxonomy places the organism in Eukaryota, Metazoa, Chordata, Actinopteri, Acipenseriformes, Acipenseridae. The transcript has 5 exons.
ACGAGCCUGUGUAGACACUCCCUUCAUUCCUGACGUUUUAAUUUAUGAGGAAGUGACACAUUUCGUCGUCGAUUGUUUGGUACAGCAUUGAAAGUUUAGUUUCUUGUCUUUCAUUUUUGUAUUUACAUUUCGGUCAUAUAGUUUUGAACAUUUUACAUAAUGAGUAAAAUUUCCAAGUUUUUCAAAGUAGGGUCGACUUCUUCGAAAAACCGAGGUCCGACUCCUCAAGAGGCGAUUCACAAACUCAGGGAGACUGAGGAAAUGCUAACUAAAAAACAAGAGUACCUGGAAAACAGAAUACAGCAAGAGCUAGCCACUGCUAAAAAGCAUGGCACCAAGAAUAAAAGAGCUGCUUUACAGGCACUAAAACGAAAAAAGAGAUUCGAGCAGCAGCUGGCUCAGAUUGAUGGAACAAUUUCUACCAUCGAAUUCCAGAGAGAAGCGUUGGAGAAUGCAAACACAAAUACAGAAGUGUUGAAGAAUAUGGGAUAUGCUGCUAAAGCCAUUAAAGGAGCUCAUGAGAACAUGGACUUGGAUAAAAUUGAUUCGCUUAUGCAAGACAUUACUGAGCAGCAAGAGGUUGCACAAGAAAUCUCAGACGCCAUCUCCCGACCAGUUGGAUUUGGUGAAGAAUAUGAUGAGGAUGAGCUACUGGCUGAGCUGGAGGAGUUGGAACAGGAGGAGCUUGAUCAGAACCUAGUUAGCAUGGGAGGACUGCCCAGUGUUCCAUCAGCAUCUCUGCCAUCUAGGCCAGCUUCCAAGAAGAAGGUGGAUGUCAAUGACGACCUUGAUAUGGAACAGCUGGCAGCCUGGGCAACAUAAUUAUUUCAAAAAAUAUUUACAUACUUACAAAAGACUACAUUUUAGAUUUCAGUAUAAUGAACAUGUUCUGGUAUUGUGGUUUUUUUUUACUUUGUAUUGAGGUGCUAUUGGGCAUUUUGUUUUUUACUGUUUUUCUGGAGUGAAAAACUGUUUCUUUGUAUGUAUAUGUAUGUGUGAUUAUAUAUAUAUAGAUAUAUAUAUAUAUAUAGAUAUAGAUAUAUAUAUAUAUAUAUAUAUAUAGAUAUAUAAUAUAUAUAGAUAUAUAAUAUAUAUAUAUAUAUAUAUAUAUAUAUAUAUAUAUAUAUAUAUAUAUAUAUAUAUAUAUAGAUAUAGAUAUAUUUCUCUAAACACUAAGUGCUUUUUUUCUAAGCUUGUAAUCAAGACAAAAACCCAGCAUUCAUUGACACCAGAGGGCCUGAUGACUUGGUAACUAUCAUAUUACAACUAAAUAUUGUUAAAAGGGUGCAAUUGUUCUUUACUUUUGGCUUUCCCAAUGAUAAACGUACUCGGCCCUGCGCUUUAAUUAUUGAAGGUCUUAUAUCACUUUCAAGUUUGUGUUGCACAUGUAUUGUAGGACAUACUUAUGAAGACAUACAGCAUGAUGGCAGCAUGUCUCCUCACAUUUGGAGAUACAGUUUAUAUUAAUUAAUUCAGCAUUUAAAUGAAUGUUGGGUUGUAUGAAGUCUUGUAAGUGUAGCAUGCAAGGUGAAAAACAUCUUGCUCAAAUAAUCUCAUUCUUAGACUCAAAGCUCACAAAAUGACACUAAAUAAUGCGCUGAGCAAUAGAUUUCUUUUUACAGGUGAUUUCAUCUUUAAAUGCAAUGUAAUACUAUAUCAAAUGCAUUGUGAUUAUUAACUCUGGUAGCACCACUUUGUACUGCUGUUGAAAAAAAAAAAAAAAAAAUUCAGAGAAAUUAAACUUGUAAGGACAACCAUCAGAAGACAUUGUACCUGUAAAUGCUCUUGCAUGAAUUUCUUGACAAUAUAUGGCCAUCAUUUGCAAGAGGGGCUUCGUCAUUGAAACAUCAGAGCAAAAUGACUUUUUAAUCAGGCUGUUUUGGUGUCAGUUAAUGGUCAUUACUUGGGAAAUUAAACCAGGCCCUUUACUAUAUCCCUUUCAGUCCUGUAUGCAAAAAUAAAGUCAAAAUCACUGAGUUAAAGACCUUAUUUGUGACCCCAGGGCCUGAAGUGGAUGUGGGUUACAAGGGACAAACACACAAUAUGGUAAGUGUCAUAUUAAAUGUAUAGUUGCACAAAUAUGAAUACGGUUGCUGAUGAUGAUAUACACAUUUAUAAAAUAAACCUGUUUAUUGAUACUUACAUGUCUUCACCACAAGGUGGCUCUUGUAUUUGAGAUAACAGUUCAUUUAUCAUAGUUGUACCCAGUAAAAAGCGUGGCAGUGAAAUUAUACAAAUCGUAAAAAAUUUAUUAGUGCAAGACUUCAAUAUAUACUGCAAUUAGUCAGCAUUAACGAAUGUAAGAAACAAUGCUAAAUUAUUUCAAACACUGUUCACUAGUCUUGUGCGAUUCUUAUUACAACUAUUUGAAAUGAUCAUUUUACCAAAAGAGAAGUAGUCUCUCAAUGUUGACCUCAGAUUAGAGUUACCAUUUAAAAAUUGCAUCACAAUCAAAACUUUGUAAAAGACCCACCAUUCACUACUAAUGCUCUAUAAAGAGGGUUUCUGGUUUUACCUCGAUUUUUCUACUCUCCUUUAAGAAUUCAAUUAAUACCCGUUAGCCAUUUGUGUAUCUCAAUCAGAACUGAGAAAUUUGUUAAUAGUAAAAUUGAUUUAAAUAACUAAAUUGGCUUUUAAAUUGUCCAAGCCUUCAUUUCUGAUUUACAAGCAGAAUGUACAAACGAGAUUGCAACAUGUUAAUAAGCAUUAUUAAAACUAUAAUGAAAAAUAAAGUUUUGCUUCACCUUUGAAAUUAAAAAGUAAGACAAUUUAAAAGGCCAUUUAGUUAAAUUACAUACAUUUUACCAUUAAUGCAUUUUUCAGUGGAUUAUUCGCUCAUAAUUUAAAUAUUUUUUUUCAUUUUCAAAAAGUAAUAAAAGCCAUUAUAUUGCUCAGAACGUAGACAGAGACAGCAUAGCAGCAGGGGCAGGGGUGUGUGGUACCUGGGUGUGUGCCUUUAUUUUACAGCAAGACAUUACAGUAUGUAGCAUGUUAAAGUAGAAAAAUAUCCCAGUAAAGAAUACGUUGUGUAGGCCUUACUUUACACCAGUGAAUUAACAAAGGAUGCCAAAUAGCAGUUGAAGUUAAGUGUUGUUUUGUUUAUUCGCAAAAUAAAUAGUAAAGUUGACACUGCA